AUGGAGGAAGAACGCAACGAGGAGAUCCCGGAUGAAGAGCAGAAGUUGAGGAAGGGAUUCAGAAUCAGAUGCUGUAAAAGAAAUUCCUAG
Messenger RNA from Sclerotinia sclerotiorum 1980 UF-70, 90 nucleotides. RefSeq lists its product with no specific name. The coding region runs from base 1 to 90 and encodes 29 amino acids. Lineage: Eukaryota; Fungi; Ascomycota; Leotiomycetes; Helotiales; Sclerotiniaceae. The record is from RefSeq and is a predicted model, not a curated record. The transcript has a single exon.